Hibiscus syriacus is the source of this 1043-nucleotide messenger RNA. RefSeq lists its product as uncharacterized. The record is from RefSeq and is a predicted model, not a curated record. The coding region runs from base 274 to 837 and encodes 187 amino acids. The transcript has 4 exons. Lineage: Eukaryota; Viridiplantae; Streptophyta; Magnoliopsida; Malvales; Malvaceae.
CUUGCUCCCCGCAUGCCUUUUCCUUUUUUAAUUAAUUAAUUAAUCCAUUUUUUGUGUGAUUCUAUUGCCUCUUCUAUAAAUCACACUAGACCUCUCAUUUAGCAUCCUCCUCUGUACUUUCUCCUAAUUUUUUGUUUUUUUCUUCAUUUCUGCUAGAAUUUCAGAGGCGCUUUACGGUUAAAAGCUAAGGAGGAUGAUUUUUUAAGCAUGUUUGUGGUGAACAGGUAAACUAUUUGUCAAUAGUAAAUUAAAAAUACCGGUGACAGGUAAAAGAUGAAGCAGUGUGCGAUCCAGCAAAACUCGAUCGGAAGCAGGCGUGAGGAGAUGCGAAGCUCCUUUCCGAUGUCAGUUAUGGUUACAGAUCGGGGAGAGACCAUGGUCUGCCCGAAACCACGUCGUUUAGGUUUCUUAAACUCCUCCUUCAACGACCAUCCUGUUAGGUCCCUUAGAAGACAAUUUAGUCAUCAAGGGGAGCUUUGUGAUUCAAAACCUGGGAGUGAUGUUUUGGAUAUGAUUUUUACAAAGGGUGGUUGUGGAGCGGAAGAAAGUUGUGCAAAUGUAGUGGCGGCGGCCCCAUUUUUUUGCGGGUCGCCGCCGAGCAGAGCAGCUAACCCAUUAAUACAUGAUGCUCGAUUUGGGGAUGAGAAGACCACCACCCCAUUUCCACUACUAUCUCAAAUCCCGCCUCCUUCUGGCUUGUCCUCGCCGUCUUCAUCCGGGCCAAGGAAAGGGAGCUGUGUUCGGGCAAAUUUUGGUAACAAACCAGCUGUUAGAGUUGAGGGGUUCGACUGCCUUGACAGGGAUAGCCGGAAUUGCAGCAUCCCUGCACUGGCUUAGAACCCAUUCCAAUCCACAAAAAGAGUAAAUAGGUAACAAGGAAGAGGAGCUUUUACAAAAUACCAGUUUUAAAACCGUGGAAUUUUGAAGUCAUCGGUGAAAAGGAAUCCUUUAAUGUAAAUAUUUUUGUAGGGGUUCUUUGUAUGUAGUGAAAUGCAAGUAGAUGAGUUUCUUGAACAAAAUAAGAACAUAGCUGUUGUUAGGUG